Trichomonas vaginalis G3 is the source of this 7098-nucleotide messenger RNA. RefSeq lists its product as uncharacterized. The record is from RefSeq and is a predicted model, not a curated record. Bases 1 to 7098 code for a protein of 2365 amino acids. The transcript has a single exon. Lineage: Eukaryota; Parabasalia; Trichomonadida; Trichomonadidae.
AUGCUUUCGUACUUCAUUAUCAGUGCAAUUUCCAAAUCACAAUUAUCAUUAAGACCUGACAAUGAGUUUGAUUCUAAAGCUCCAGGCCUUUUUGAUAUCAAAUAUGUUUUUAAUGAUCAAGAAGUUCCAUUUUCUUACAACAAAGAAGGAACACAGGUACAAUUAAAUGUGACAGGAGGCAAAUCUUAUCAACUUAAAAGAAACGAUAAUGGUCCUCAUGAAGAUAUCGUUGUUACAACCAAGUUAGAUAAACUCAAUGAUGAUGUCGCUUCAAUCAAAUUUGUUGUUAAGAACACAGGUACUCAAAGUAAGACAAUCAGCCUUGGAACAUAUACCAGAUUUCAAAUAAGAAAUGAAGGAAAUGUUAAUGUCAAAAAAUUAAACGGUAAUCCAAGGUCUUUCUACAUCUAUUAUCCUAAUGCAAAUACAGAUUCCUGGAAGAAACUUAUUUUUAGACUUUCAGAUCCUCAAAAACUUGAAUAUCUUAGUCUUACACCAAUUUAUAUUCCACCUCAUAACUUUUUCUUUGGAUCAAUUGAAUCGAGUGAUGAUAAAUUUUUCCAGAAAUUUGGUAAUCCAGACAAUUUCGACUCUUAUGAUGGAUCAACUUCCAUGGUUUCUCUUUCUUAUUCUUGGGAAAAUGUCACAAUUGAACAAGGCGGCCUUGUUGUUUUAGGUAUUCAUUUCCUUUAUCAAUGGGAAAGUGAAGUUCAAUUAUUACCAGAUAAAUUAGUUUAUUCAUUUUCUUCUGAGGAAGAUAUAUAUGUUGGAAGUCAAAUUGUUCUUCCAAAACAAGGUCAGACAUAUUCUCCUCAAUAUAGAACAGAUAAUGGUAAUUCGAUUGGUGAUCAAAAUAGCAAUUCUUUUACCACAUACAAUGAUGAUAUUCAAAGACGGGGAUUUAAAUCAAUUCGAGCAAAUCCAGGAAGACACAAUUACCAACGUAGAUUCUUUAAUAUUAAUUCGUCAAGUAUAGGAACUGGUGAAACUAAUCAUUCAGAAAAAUCCAAAUUAAUUGUUCUGUCUAACAUUAACAAAAACAUUAAAUAUGAUUCAACAAAGGAUAGUAUCACUUUCGAAGUUCAAGUUCACAGUAAUUCAACAACAUAUGUAUAUUAUAUGAUAUUCAAAAAUGAAUUUAAUAUCAUUAACUUCACUAGUAGAUGCGAUCUAUCUACUAAUUCUACUUCAGCUUCAUUCAACAAAAUUAUUCCAUUAACAAGCUUAGAAAGAGGAGAAUACUACAUUGUUGUUAAGGCUUUUAAUGAAUUUGGCUUGAUUGCAGACAAACCAUAUAAAUUUUCGACAUUUAAGAUUGGUGACAAUACUAAAAUUGAGUCAUGGAAUUUUGAUAAACCAGUUUAUGCAAACGGCGACGACAUAAUAAUUACAGGCAAAUUCGCAGAUAAAGAUCCAGACGAGAUCCUCACAUUUUUAGUUAGAUUUGGAAAUUCUGGAAAAGAAUAUAAAUCUAACCAAGUUAAUAGCUCAGAGACACACAAUUUCACAAUCACGGUUAGAGGUGGUCCAGAAAUCACAGGAGAUGAUGUCCUUUGCACUUUAAUUGCAAGAGAUAUUAAUAAUCGUGAUGUCGCUACAGACACAAAGACUGUUCAUAUUUCUAACCCCCCAAUAUUAAUAGCUACACCUAGAAACACCGGUUUAGUAUUCGAUUUUAAUACGACAUUAGUUUUUGAUCUCACCAUUUCUGACGAUGAUUCUAGAGGAGAUAUCAAGUGGUAUUUUGAUAAUGAUAACGAUACUAUAUAUUCAAAGCAGUACAGUGUUGAUAAUCGUCUUUUCACAGAUCCUCUCACAGUUAAAUUAUCAGACUAUAAUAUUGUAUAUAAAAGCCAGAAAUACAAACUUAUAAUUUACGCCGUAGAUUAUAACAACAUCACAUCUAAUAAAGUCCCAUUCUCCUUCAAUAUUCUUAGCAAGCCAGUAAUCAAAAACAUCGAAUUGAACCAACGUGGUGUACCUAAUGAACAAAAAAUUCUCAAAGUUCUUUUUGAUGAUUAUGAUACUGAUAAGACCUUACAUCUUUAUGCUGGUUAUGGCUCACAAACCGAUCACCUCUAUGCUACGCCUUCAAACGGCCAAGUGAAUCAGACAUUUAAGACAAUAUUUAAAUUCCCACCUCAGUUCAAGGGCAAUGUUAACUUCUUCUUAUCAAGCAGAAGUGAUCUCCAAACAGUAGCAUCUUCUUCAAAUACUGAUUCAGACCCAUGGGUUCUUGAAAUCAUUAGUACAGAUAUUCCUGAAGUUUCAGCACAAUGGCCAGAAUUGGACAUUUAUGAAACAGGAGAAUCUAUUAAUUUCAACCUCACAGUUACAGACGAUAACUCUGGCAGUAUCAAAUAUACAAUCACAGGUAAUGGUUAUAAUCGUAAUAUUGAAGCAAAUCCAAAUAGAUAUGAAUUUUCCAGUUUCGGUUCAAAUUCAAAAACAUUUCCAGUUACCAUCCCUAUUCCAACUGAUUGCAAAUAUCAUACAGUUUCUAGUGGUUAUUAUCUUUAUGUUCAGUGCACAGAUGAUUACAAUGCUUCAUCAAGUCGUUUAUCAUAUCAAUUCCAUAUUAAGAACAAAAUUGUUCUCAAUAAAGCGACAGUUGUUCCUAAUUUAAUUCGUCCAGAUGUAAAUAAGCAAGUUAAUAUCACAGCUUAUUUCAAGAAUGUUGAUGAAAAAAGAAAUAUCUUUUUGUGGACAAAAUUUGGAGAUAAUGCUCCAUCUCUAUUAACAUCAGUUUCAAAAGUUGGUGAAAAUGAAAUGAUUUCAUCUGUUACAAACGUUCCUGUUGAUUCAGGACUUAAUUAUCCAGUUUCUGUUUGGCUUGCAGAUGAUUACGAUCAAUCCAGAGCUACAAGGAAUGGAAAAACAACUGUAAUUACCGUUGAUAUCAAUAUUACAAAAGCCCCAUCUAUGACAUCCCCAUGCAUUCCUAGAAUUGCUUACGGAAAAGAUGAUAGAAUCAAGAUUUCAUUAGAAGUUAUAGACGACACAAAUGGUAUGAUUGAAUUCAAGAUUGAUAACGAAGUUAUCGAUCAGCAAUUAUAUUACAACACCACAAAUGGAGUUGCUAAACUUUCAACAGAAAUUGAUAUUCCAGCCAAGUAUAAGGUAUUUGGAAAUCAUUCAAUUUCAUACUAUCCUGUUGAUGAAUUUGGACUUAGACCAACAACAAACGAUAGUAUUACGAAGUGCCCAUUCAUCUAUAAGAACAAGCCAUUAUUACAGAAACUCAAAUUGAACAAGACUGUUGCAGAUGAUGACGAUCCAAUUACUGUAUCUGGCAAUCUUGUCGAUUAUGAUUCAGGCAAAAAACUCUUCAUAUAUCAAAAGCUUGGCUCAUAUGAUCCAAUUGUUCUUGGAGAGAUUGUAUCCCAAGGAGGAUCUUCUCAAAAUUUCACAUAUACAAUCCAAAAAUUGAAAGGAGUUCCAUCAGGCCAGACAUCAAUUGAAAUUUAUGCAUCUGAUUCUAAUGUAACGAUUGAUGCAUCAAAACUUGACAGACAAGCAGUUUCUGAUCCUUUCCCUCUUUCAAUUUAUAUGGCAAAUGAUCCAGAAUUAGUCGUUCUUUUCCCUGAAGAAACAGUAUAUGGUACAUCAGAUAAAAUCGAAAUCAAAGUUAAUAUCACAGCAGAUAUCCAGGGAACAGUUUAUCUCUAUGAUAACUUUGAUGAUGCAGACUUCGAUAACACUUAUAAUGCUGUCGAUCAUAUAUCAUAUAAUCAUUCAUGUAUUGUCACAUUAACAUAUCAAACUAGCACUGAUUCAUAUGAAAAUCAGACACUGUAUAUUAAGGCAAUUGGAAAUAACGAUACAAAAUCCGAACUCUAUUCUAAGAGUUUUACAAUUAGAGAGGCACCUCAAUUAAAUAAGAUUCAACUUACAAAGGAUGCAUUUUCACCAGGAGAUACCAUUACAGCUACAUAUUAUUUUCAGAUUAAACAAGGUGGUUAUUUCUAUAUAUGUGAAACGAUCUAUCUAUGUGCAAAGAUUGGAAAUAACAUUCUAGUCAGUGAUGCAAUUAAUUUAUAUUCAUAUGGUGUUUACUUAUCGAACUCUUUUGAUAUCAAACUCAACCUCUCCCAGAAAACAGGGCCUACAACCCUUACUUUUUGGGUUCAAAAUACACCAAAUGUUGUCUAUCCACCUGAGAAAAAUUCUAAGUCAGCAACAAUUACAAAGAAUAUCAUUAUCACAAAGGUCCCUAAUGUCGAUUUCAACUAUCCUCAAGAGCAAUAUUACGGAUACGAUGAUACAUUCCAAUGCAACGCAGUGAUUAAAGAUGAUACAAGAGGUUACAUUUUACUUAAAGUCGAUGAUAAUGUCAUUAAGAAUGAAACAUAUACAAGCAAUGAGCUGCUAACGACAAAAUCUUUCACUUUCAAUAUUCCUAAAACAGUGAAAUACAGAAAUAAGCGAACUCAUGUCCAGCCUUAUGGUUACACAUACUCUAAUGAAUUCACUGUUACAAUGUCGGUUGUUGAUGAAUAUGGAAUGACUAAGCAAAAAUCACAAACAUUCAAGUUUGUUAACAAGCCAAAGGUCACUGCAAUUUCUGUAACUAAGGACCUAAUAUUACAAGAUAAAUAUUCCAUUUCUGUUAGAAUCAAUUACACAGAUGUAGACAAUGGAAAAUAUUUGUAUUUCUGGUUAUACUUUGAUGAUGUUAAAUACUCAACAUCUGGCUCUGUCACCAGCUCUGGAAAAUCCGCUUCCGAUGAAUUCACAUUUGAUAUUCCAAGUAACAAGAAAGUUGGACUUCACACAAUUAGCGUUAAAGCUGCUGAUAUAAGUAGUACAUACUAUACAUCGAAUAGGAAUUCAUUUUCAAAUAUUGAAAGUAUCCCAAUUCGUGUUACUUUCAGACCAUCAAUCAAAUUAGAUCGAAUAUCUAACAAUUUCAUAUCUAAAGGUCAGAAUCUUAGACUUACAGGUUCUCUCAGUUUUGAUACAACAACAUACUGCAAUAUUGUCGUUUCAUUCGGAUCAGUCCAAGCUCCGUCAACAAUGCUCGAUAAGUCAUCUCUCAUUAAUGGCAAAUAUGACAUCACAGUUACAGUUCCUGAUGGUUUGAAAUUCGGAAUAACAACAAUGAAAGUCAGUGCUAUUGACGGAAACUCAAUUAAAUCUUUGAAUUCUGGUUCUAGGUCAUUUACAUACAAGAACAAGCCAAAGAUCCAUGACUUCUCCAUGUCAGCAGAUUAUUUGACAACAGGGGGAAAGGCUUCUUUCAAACUCUUGCUUGAUGACAUCGAUGAUGGAAAGAAUAUCUUCGUUUGGAUGCAAAUUGGGGAUGGGUAUCCAUUAUGUGGUUAUAUGGAUGUGUCUAAUGGUAAAGAUAAUCAAUUACUUAAGUUCUCUGAAACAAUUUAUACAGCAUAUUCCGGGCCCACCAAUGUUCUAUUUUAUGUUACAGAUACAUCUGAUCCAUAUUAUGAAAAUCCCGAUGGAUUAAGUUUUUCCAAUGUACUUUCUCAGAAGAUCGUAUUCUCAUAUUCUCCAUUCUUCCAAGUUACAUAUCCAUCUGAUUUAUAUUACCAUACAAAUGAACUUAUCCCAAUUUCGUAUACAUGCGAAGAUGAAGGGGAUGUCACAAUUUACGUUACCAUCAACGGUUUAUCUAUCGACUCAAUGAAAGAAAUAAUCUCUCCAAAUAAUAGAAAGAUAUCUGGAACAAAGAACAUCAAUUUGACAGCUGAUAUCUUCAAAUACGGAAACAAUACAUUCAAUAUGUAUGUCGUUAAUAAGUAUGGAUUCAAAUCUCAUGAUCAAUCAAUCAAUAUCAGAAUAAUCAACCCACCAGUUUUAGAUUCUAUUCACAUUUCAAAGAAUUACGCAUUACAAGGCGAUAUCAUCGAAUUUGAUGGUACAUUCACAGAUCUUGAUCAGACAAAAGACCUUUACUUCUAUGUACAACUUGGAGAAAAGGCUGUAGAACAAAGUUCAUGGAAUGUUUUAUCAACAGGUGAAAAGGGACAAAAAUUCAGUUUUGGUCUCAAGAUUAAUAAUACAGAACCAAUUGGCAAGAAGAAGAUCAAAGUUUGGAUCAGUUCCAACAAUGAUCCAAAAAUUGUUUACAAUGCAGUUCAUUUAAACUCUAAGGUACACGAGUUCGAUUUCGAGGUUACUUAUACACCAAUCAUUUCACUACAACCAUUAGUUAAGUCAGCCUACAAUGAUGGAGAAAAUAUCUCACUAAGAGGUUCUGUAACAGCUAACUCCAACAUUUUCAUGAAAUUCAAGAUAGAUAAUAUCGAACUUAACGUUACAAAAGAGAUCCAAGUUACAGAAAAUCCACAAGAAUUCGAAGUCAAGUUACAGAUCCCAGAGAAUUUCAGGUAUGGAAAGCAUAAUCUCAACGCUUACGCUGUUGAUGCAAACGGAUUAUCAACUGGAUUGACACACAUCGAGUUCAACAUCCAGAAUCCACCAAGAAUCCUCAGUAUCUCUCUUGAGAGCGACUCCGUAACAGCAGGCGGAAAAGCCAAAGUUGUUGGAACUAUCCGAGAUCCAGAUCACGGAAACAGGAUCACAUUCUUAGCAGGCAUCGAUCUUGAAACAAAGACUAAAGUUUAUGAAAUCCUUUCAGAUUCUUCUGUCCAAGCAUUUGCAUUCGAGAUUAAUAUCACAUCAAAUAUUGAACUUGGCGAUCAUGAUCUCGAGGUCAUCGCAAGAGAUCCAGACAACCUCGAAUCAACUCCAGCACAAUUAACAUUCACUGUUGUUAAAGGAAAUAGUGGCAAUGGUGGUGAUGGCGAUUCAAGCAAUGCCAAUUCUAAAAGCGCAAAUAAAAAGAAGAAAGCUACAAAUGCGGGCUUAAUCGCAGGCAUUGUUAUUGUUGGCCUUGUAUUGGUUGUUCUACUCGUUCUUCUUGUUGUUCUUUUAAUUAAGAAGAGUGGCGGCAACAAUGCUCAUGAUUCAGAUUCAGAAACAGAAAAUGAGGAUCUUGAAGAAAGUGAGACUCAAAUUGCAACCUCAAUUCCAAUGGAAGAGGCAACACGCGACAACCCAUUAUUCUCCGCCUCUGAAGUAGCUAAUGAUAAUAACCCAUUCUCAGAUGAGUUUGAGGAACAAGAUCAUGUUGAUUAA